AUUUCUGCUACAACAUCAAGCUUGGAAUUCUUGGUCUUUACAUUAAUAUCAAUCAUCCUAACAAGUUUGGAGUAAUUGAGAAGAUAUUUUGAGCGGUUUAAAAUUGGGUCUUAGUGUCCACAUUGUAGUCGGGUCAAGCCGGGUUCAGUUACAAAAUCGGGUAAAUAUUGGAUCAUCGAAUAUUCAUCAAGCUUCAAGAAAAACUCAACAAAUAUAAGGGUUUUGUGUAAAUGAUUGGUGAACUUUCAGAAUCAGAUUGGAAGCUACCCAAAAGUUUGAUCACAUUAAGAAACCAUUCCUCUGAAACUAAAGUCAUGGAAGGUAGAGUAAGAAAAAAUGUACCUUGUACAAUUAGAAAUCCUACAACCAACCCUAUAAAUGAAGGGAUGGUGAGAAGGGAUAUGGAAUAUAAACAAUCUGUUACUCAGGGCACCGGAAAGAAGGCGUUGCGAGACGGUUAUUUUGGGUUUGAAUCUAUGUUUCUGCUUGUUUGUCUAACCGCCUCGUUACUGAUACUUCCAUUGAUACUUCCUCCAUUGCCACCACCUCCAUUUUUGCUACUUUUGCUUCCAAUUGGGAUUCUUGGGUUACUUAUGAUAUUGGCUUUUAUGCCUUCUAAUGUUAGAGACUUGACUUAUAUGUAAAUGAUGUAGCUUUAUCCUUUGUUUCUCCAUUGCUUCUAAUUUGAUUUUGUUAUAACAUACUUCCUCAGAUAUGAAAUACUCGCAAUUGAUUGUGACAUCAACUA
Amaranthus tricolor (Joseph's coat) is the source of this 748-nucleotide messenger RNA. RefSeq names its product ARGOS-like protein. The record is from RefSeq and is a predicted model, not a curated record. Gene Ontology annotation, biological process: positive regulation of organ growth. Bases 231 to 644 code for a protein of 137 amino acids. The transcript has a single exon. NCBI's taxonomy places the organism in Eukaryota, Viridiplantae, Streptophyta, Magnoliopsida, Caryophyllales, Amaranthaceae.